Molecule: messenger RNA, 902 nt
Organism: Artibeus jamaicensis (Jamaican fruit-eating bat)
Lineage: Eukaryota; Metazoa; Chordata; Mammalia; Chiroptera; Phyllostomidae
Product: protein SET-like
Exons: 1
Coding region: 1-870 (289 amino acids)
Biological process (GO): nucleosome assembly
Cellular component (GO): nucleus; chromatin
Molecular function (GO): histone binding; chromatin binding
Source: RefSeq, a predicted model, not a curated record
AUGGCUCCCAAAUACCCAUCUUCGCUCCCACCCCUAAUGAAGAAACUAAGACCUUCUCCUGCCCCCAAGCCAGAGAAGAAGCCAACUGCUCUGGGUUUGCCAAAGGAAGAAAAAGAACAGCAAGAAGCAAUUGAACAUAUUGAUGAAGUAGAAAAUGAAAUAGACAGACUUAAUGAACAAGGCAGUGAGGAGAUUUUGAAAGUAGAACAGAAAUAUAAUAAACUCUGCCAACCAUUUUUUCAGAAGAGGUCAGAAUUGAUCGCCAAAAUCCCAAAUUUUGGAGUAACAACAUUUGUCAGCCAUCCACAAGUGUCUGCACUGCCUGGGGAAGAGGAUGAAAAGGAGCCAAAUUAUUUGACAAGAGUCGAAGUGACAGAGUUUGAAGAUAUUAAAUCAGGUUACAGAAUAGAUUUUUAUUUUGAUGAAAAUUCUUACUUCGAAAAUAAAGUUCUUUCCAACGAAUUUCAUCUGAACAAGAGUGGUGAUCCAUCUUCGAAGUCCACUGAGAUCAAAUGGAAAUCUGGAAAGGAUUUGAUGAAAUGUUCAAGUCAAACGCAGAACAAAGCCAGCAGGAAGAGGCAGCAGGAGGAACCAGAGAGCUCUUUUACCUGGUUUACUUACCAUUCUGAUGCGGGUGCAGAUGAGUUAGAAGAAGUCAUCAAAGAUGAUAUUUGGCCAAAUCCAUUACAGUACUACUUGGUUCCUGAUAUGGAUGACAAAGAAGGGGAAGGAGAAGAAGAUGAUGAUGAUGAUGAAGGGGAAGAAGAGUUGGAAGAUAUUGAUGAAGAAGGGGAUGAGGAUGAAGGUGAAGAAGAUGAAGAUGAUGAUGAGGGGGAGGAAGGAGAGGAAGAUGAAGGAGAAGAUGACUAGUGGAACACUUACGGAUUUCAACCUUUUUUUAA